Arctia plantaginis is the source of this 1125-nucleotide messenger RNA. The record is from the annotation of a GenBank genome assembly. Lineage: Eukaryota; Metazoa; Arthropoda; Insecta; Lepidoptera; Erebidae.
AUGGCUACAAGUGAUCCGAAACCGGAUGUUAUGGAGGAUGAUUCAAAGAAACCGAUAUGUUUAAUUAUUUUAGGUAUGGCAGGCGCUGGCAAGACGUCGUUCACCCGUCGUUUAGCUGGAAAAGUCGUUGAAGGAGCUAGACCUUACUUAAUUAACUUAGAUCCUGCAUGUAGAGAGGUACCAUAUCCUGCUAAUAUAGAUAUAAGAGACACAGUGAACUACAAAGAAGUAAUGAAACAAUAUGGACUUGGUCCCAACGGUGGCAUUGUGACUGCGCUUAACCUGUUUUCCACAAAGUUUGGACAAGUUGUAGAACUGAUUGAAAAAGCUGGCAAGAAGCACAAGUACUGCAUUAUUGACACACCAGGUCAAAUUGAAGUAUUCACAUGGUCAGCGUCAGGCACUAUUGUAACGGAAGCUUUGGCGUCUUCUUGUCCAACUGUAGUAGUGUAUGUAAUGGACACAGUCCGUAGUGUGUCACCGGUUACCUUCAUGUCGAAUAUGCUGUACGCCUGCUCAAUUUUGUAUAAGACACGGUUGCCUUUUAUUGUGGUCAUGAAUAAGACUGAUGUGGUAGACAAUUCCUAUGCAGUAGAAUGGAUGAGAGACUUUGAAGCGUUUCAAGAAGCGUUAGACGCGGAAGGUUCAGGUGAGACGGAAGGUGGCAACACUUACAUAGACAAUCUGACUCGCUCUAUGGCACUUGCCCUUGACACAUUUUACUCGGACCUUAGAUGUUGUGGAGUCAGUGCACAUACUGGACAAGGUCUUGACGAAUUUUUCAAACUGGUAGAUGAUGCUGCAGAGGAAUACGAAAAAGAAUACCGAGCGGAUUGGCUAAAGAUGCGUGCGGAGAAGUUAGAGGAAGAAAAGAGGAACGAAGAAGAAUUAAAAAAUAAAGGUCCAGAAGAUACAGUGAUAGAUAAAAAUAAAUUAAUAGAAGAAGUGUCCAGCGGCCGUGAGCUCAGUGAUAUGUACCUGAAACAUCCUGCGAAUGAGAGCUCCAGUGACGAAGAAGGCACGGAGAACCAAACAGAAAUAGACGACAAGCCGCAAGAUGUAGCAAUGUUCCAAGAUUUUUACAGAAAACAUGUGAAACCCAACAACACGGACAAUAACACAUAA